UCAAGCCGAUAUUUAUAAACAAAGGCAACUAUACAAUAACAUUUGUUCGAAUUUAUUUCGGCAUGUCUACAUCUCAACAUUUGAUUUAUAUAUCCAAAGGAAACAAAUUGACAAUAUUAUGUAAACAUUUAAUUGUUUUGUGUCUUCAAAUACUUGGAUCAACGAUCAUGACAUCAUAACCACAAGCAUUUCGAGUUUCCUGCGUCCCUUGUUAUUAUGUACUCUAUCACCAUGGAACGAACACGUCUCUUGUCAUUCGGUUGCAUUAACUUUGUAUUUUACAUGUUAUUUGUAUCAUGUUGUAACUCUUUAACACCACAGUGUAGGAAUGAAAAAGGAGAGCCCGUUGAUUGGUUCUAUGUGUAUAAAUUACCUAGAGAAAAAAAUCAUUUGAACCCACUUGUGAGGAGAGGUGUUGCAUAUAUGCAUCUCACACCCUCAAAGCUACGAGGAGGCUGGAUUAUGUCAGAUCUCUCUAUUGGCGAUCCAAGAUCUAUGGUUGGAAGGACAUUAGCACCUCUGUACCAGGAUAAAAAUAUUAUAUCACUUGUAUAUAACGACCAACCACCAGCGGCAGAACAUCAACCUGAUUUAUUGCAGUCAGUCGCUGAAAUGUAUUCAAAAAGUAAAAAAGUACAAAUGAAACAAGCUGGAGUGAAAAAGUUUAAGAAGUUUAAGUUAGGUGAAAAAUAUUAUGACGAUUAUGAUUUAGCUGAAAUGUGUAAAAUGCAUUCGAAGUUCAUGAAAACAAGAGUAGAGAGUGGCCAUACAAAAGGCGUUGUACUGGGCGACAAAUUUACAGCACUGUGGCUGGUUCAUUCCGUCCCGAGGUUUCCGCCUCUACCAGAUAUGAACGGCUUGAACGUGAGUUCGUACAACUAUCCAACCACUGGAAUGAAAUAUGGGCAGACGUUCCUAUGUGUGUCCGUGCCGACGUCGACUCUCAACCAAAUCGGAACGCAAUUGAAAUACAACGAGCCUCUCAUAGUCCACCAACAUAUACCGCAGGAAUUUGAUAGCGAAUUACCGAAUUUGGUCGAUGUCAUACGUAAUAAGACCAUUGAUACCGCUCCUUGGUAUCACAUAGAGAGUUUCGAGACGUUAGUCGGUCGAAAGUUUCUCUCGUUUGCGAAGAGCGCGAUGUUUAACGACGACUUGUACAGCGGUCUUGUGGCUGAAGUGUUGCAGUCAGACUUGCUUGUCGAAUCCUGGACUAACGGACCCGGGACUUUGGACUCGGAAUGCACGAGAAAUUUUCAAGUCCGCAAUAUUGAGCGGCUGAAAUUCCCGAUCGCCAAGAUGUCGUUCACGUCGCACAACGACCACUCCAAGUGGACGGUGGCGGUCGCGCACAAGAUGCACAACACGCAGGACACCAAGGUCGCCGACUACUGGGUCUGCGUCGGAGACAUCAACAGAGCUCUACCACAGGAAUCUCGUGGCGGUGGUACCGUGUGUACUUCGGGCCCGAUACUGUGGGGAAACUUCGCACAUCUCAUCGAAUCCGUUCAGACUUGCAACUAGAUAAUAAGUACGUAAUUUAAAAAAUAAAAACAAUAUUGUUCUGAAACUGUGAUGUUUAGGCUAAGAAGUAUUAAAGCAUUUUGGAACACUAAAAACAAACUAAAUGCCGUCAGUAUAAUAGUAUUUAUGUUUGGUUGUUUAAUUAGGUUAAGUGUAAGUUAUUAAGUCAUCAUUCAUAGCCUGAUUAUGAUUAUUGAUAUUCGGUGAAUAUUUAGUGAACCGAACAUUCGUUCAAAUAUUCGCUUUGAUCUUUUCAUUCGUUCUGUAUACCAAAUGUAUGUGAAUGUAUUGAUAUUAUGUAAUAACAAAGCGAUGACUUAGCAAUAAAUUAAGAAAAACGUCGAAAAGGUCAACGAAUCAAGUCUUGAGUAUUUAUUAUGAAACAUUAAUUUUUUAAUCGUAACAAACUUUGGUAUGUUUCCCUGACUAAACUUGCACGAAUAGUUAGCAAAUAAAAAAAUUGAUACUAAAUUAUUGCCCCAUGCCCAAGUGAAAGAAAGAGAUCAAACAUUCGUUAGAAAUAUACCUCUUUCAUUAAACAUACUUAAUAAUAAAAAAACACCUAGAUCACAUUUAGAUACAAUUUAAUUGCUGUAAAUUCUUACAGUGAAGUUUUUAAUGGAAAUACGAAAGCCGAAUAUACCUGCAGAAUUUUCGGCAAACCUGGCAAAUAUGUAGAAUAGGGAACGGGAAUGUUCGGUCCGUCUAAUUAUGAUGUCAAACAUUAAAAACGCAUUGGAUAUAUCUGUUCCGUUGAACAAAGUAGAUCGUUAAUAAUUUUAAUAUUAGUUUGAAAAAUGAUAACUUACUUUUAUUCAAUUUAUAUAUACAGACAUUUUUAUAAAAUACAAAAUUAAAAUAACAAGAACAAAAUACACAUUACAAAUUUAAAGCAGAAAAUAUUUAUUAAAAUGAAAUAAAUAUUAGUUUUAAUAACCGUAGUUUUAGUAAUUAUGUCAGACGCGAUGACUGCCCAAUGUCUGUAUUUCUUAAAAAAUAUGUAUGUAAAUCCUAAAUGUGCAUUAUUUGUCACUAUUUCAAAUUGGAACAAUGUCAAUUUGUGUAGAAGAGAUAUAAGAUACUUAAAUGUUUGACAUAAUUUUUGUAAAUAGGUGUGUCUUUAUAUCGUAAGAAUUUAUAACGAUCAAAUAAUAUUAAGCGAAAUUAAUAUAAAUCUUUUUAUUAUGAUAUAA
This is a messenger RNA of Nymphalis io (European peacock), 2717 nucleotides long. RefSeq names its product deoxyribonuclease-2-alpha (gene DNaseII). The coding region runs from base 217 to 1524 and encodes 435 amino acids. The transcript has 8 exons. Gene Ontology annotation, biological process: apoptotic DNA fragmentation. Gene Ontology annotation, molecular function: deoxyribonuclease II activity. The record is from RefSeq and is a predicted model, not a curated record. NCBI's taxonomy places the organism in Eukaryota, Metazoa, Arthropoda, Insecta, Lepidoptera, Nymphalidae.